Molecule: messenger RNA, 2193 nt
Organism: Lasiosphaeria miniovina
Lineage: Eukaryota; Fungi; Ascomycota; Sordariomycetes; Sordariales; Lasiosphaeriaceae
Product: phosphatase 2C-like domain-containing protein
Exons: 4
Coding region: 1-2193 (730 amino acids)
Biological process (GO): protein dephosphorylation
Cellular component (GO): mitochondrion
Molecular function (GO): [pyruvate dehydrogenase (acetyl-transferring)]-phosphatase activity
Source: RefSeq, a predicted model, not a curated record
AUGACAUCUAAGACACUGCCCCGGGCACAGACCUUGGUUGUCGUUCUAGCAACAUGCGAAGCAGCCGAGAGGUUAGGAAUUGACCCCGAGGAUGGGUACAAUCUAUACGCGCCCAGAAGGCUCCAGCACUGUUUGUUUCCGGCUCAGCUCUCUUUCGGGUUCCUUGACGACGGCAGCAUCUGCAAACAGACCGCGGCGCUGGAUUCAAGCGCAAGAAAAUUCAAGAUCGACCACAACCCUCAAGUCGCAGCUACAGGCCUUGUAUACCUCACGUUUCUCCACGCACACAAGCCCGACACCGACGGCGAAACCAGCUACGUCAUCAAACCGGCCCCAGACAGCGACGUGCGGGCUCUGCACCUCGAGCUUCCGCUGCCGUGGCCGAAUUUCGACGCCUUCAAGGGGAUCAAGCAUGUGGCGCUAGGGUUCUCGCUGAGACCCAGGACACGAGCGCUGUGCCCCGAGCUAUUCGCGACGUGCACAAGUCAGCCCAGCUCGGGGCCAUUCGAAUUCACUGGCUACGGGCACUUUCUCGCCUGCCUGCCAGACCUCAAGGUAGUCCAUCUCCACCUGCUCGACGCUGCGUCGACGGAGGAGCUCGAGGCAGUGCACAAAGCGCCAGCGCGCUGGCGAUACCGCCUGACCAGGGAAGUGGGGGGGCCACUGUUUAUCGACCAACUGCUCAAGGUCGUCAUCGAACUCCGGUUCCACUUCAUGCGGGCCCCGUCCAUGUGCCGGCUGCUCGGCGACUUCAGUCUCCACGAGCUGUGGCAAGUCAUGACCAGGAGGCUGGCAGUCCAGUUCAGGUCGUCGUCGUCGUCGUCGCCGCCGUCGUCGUCUUCGACCCCGCAGUCAUCCUCGCGUCUUCCCCAGCUCGCUUUUCUGGUCGCGGGCGGCACUAUAGGCUGGUUUGGGGCCGACGCUAUACGCAAUACGAAGGCGGUAAGGAUUGGAAAGAAUGUUAAUGGUCCUCCUGCGCUCAGCGUCGACGCGGGGUAUCCGUUCAAAUACCUCUCCCCGCUAUCUCCAGCACAGGCGACGGAACUUCUCAACAAGGGCUCUUAUUCUAUUUCCUUCAAUGAUUCGGAUGACAGCGGAGUGACACGCUACUACGGUAGCCAAGUCGCCUCCAACAAGCCGUGCGAGGACGUUCAUAUUCACGGCAAAUUCCCCUCGCCCUCACCUGGCGGUCGCGACUGGUUGGCCUGGGGCAUUUUCGACGGCCACCUGGGCAGCCAGACCUCGCAAGCCUUGGCACAGACUCUGGUGCCGUACACCCACCACUCCUUGGCCAAGCUCACGGACAGCAGCAAUGACGACGCAGCCGUCCACCAAGCGCUCAAGGCCGCAUUCCUGGAGCUCGACGAUGACUUCGUCAAGCACGCCGAAGAAAUAGCCAACAGCGACGAACCAUUCUCAGUCAAAGUAGCCCGCCUGUCGACCGGGUCCAACGGGUCCUGUGCGCUCCUGUCUCUGUGGGAUCCCUCGGUGCGAAAGUUGCACGUUGCCCUCACGGGCGACUCGCGCGCCGUGCUGGGCCGCCGGAGCGAGGACGGCACGGGCUGGGAGGCGGUCCCUCUCUCGGUCGACCAGAGCGGCAGAAAUGAGGCGGAGAUUGCGCGUAUUCACGCCGAGCACCCUGGCGAGGAAGACAUUGUGAAGAACGGGCGUGUGAUUGGCCUAGCCACGGCCCGAGCCUUUGGCGACGGCCACUGGAAAUGGCCAGCCGCACUCCAAGUAAACAUGAGGCGCCGCUACUUCACCGACACGCUGAGAGCGAACCAGCCAGAGAUAUACAAGACGCCGCCGUACAUCACGGCCGAGCCCGAAAUCACAACAACACAGCUGAAGCCCGGCCAGCCGGCUUUUAUGAUCCUAGGGAGCGACGGCCUGUGGGAUACUAUGGGCAAUGAGCAGGCGGUUGAUCUUGUGGUACGAUGGUUGGACUGGAAAGCCAAAGGAAAGCCGGCAGCACCUGCAUUCAAGACGUCUGGAAACGCUGACUGGUCGGGCUGGAAAACGCCGGAAGAGUGGUUUACCGUCCAGGACGACAACGUCGCGGUCCAUCUCACUCGAAACGCUUUCGGCGGCGCUAAUCAGGACGUGGUCAGCGGCAUUCUUUCCCUCAAGCCGCCGUAUUCGCGCCAUGCCCGCGAUGACAUGACGGUACAGGUCGUGUUCUUCAAUUUCUGA